AUUCACCCCUUUUCCCGCUCUCACUGAUGAGCACGCUCGCUAACCACCGUCCCGUCCAUGGCCAUAUCACGCACAUGUCCAUCAAUAAUAUGUCUAUGACGCCCAAUGGUCAAGCCCAGAGCGACCCAGCCUUCCCAAUGCCACGGUUUCAGUCGAGUGCAUGGCGGUCGUACUGGUCCCACCGCAAAGACGAAGGGGAUUCACUAAUUAACUGCCCGGACUUGUUGUCUGCGGCUGAAGAGCUGUUGGAAAUUCCUGGGUUCUGCAGCUCAUCGUCUGCAAAAGUCCCCAAGGAACUGUGUGAUAGGAAUGGCGACAUUUGCUCAUACCGGCAUUUGCAGAAACUGCAAAACAGAGGCUGGGCAGAUACCAUAGUGAAGAGCCUACCAGAUAGCAUUGACGAAUGCAGUAAUGACCAGGUUAUGCAAAAGCUCGACCAUGCGCUCCUUGUCGACCCAGAGUGCAUAGCAGCGCUCAAAAUGCGGGCUGUGCUGCUAAUCCGUACAAAUCAUAUGUUGAGGGCCCGCCAAGACGCAGACAAGCUUGCUGUUGUUGUUCAUGCUGCCAGACCCGCUGAUGCUGCUCUACUUGACUUCGUUGACAGUCUGUAUGAGCAGCUAGAUGCCCAUGACAGGUUGUCAAGACGCGAGAAAUCUAGCCAUAUGCACUCACGCAGACGCCAUUCAAGGUCACCACGUACAGAUCGGCCCAGUAAUCACUCACAUUCACGCUCGCGGUCCAGGCCCAGAAGGCACAGAGGCGACCGUGAUCGACGGCAUCAUCACCGUCAUCACCAUCACCGUCAUCAGAGAGCUAGUGGGCAUCGCCGGGAUUCAGACGGCUAUCGGCGGGAAAGGCACCGACAGCCUUGACCAAGUGCCCAUUAGAAAGGCUCAAACAGCCGAAUACAAUAAUAUAUGGCCGGCUUCUACCUUCAUCGGCCAACAGCUCCAGGCUACCCUUGCAUGUGUCAUUCUUGGC
Molecule: messenger RNA, 981 nt
Organism: Linderina pennispora
Lineage: Eukaryota; Fungi; Kickxellomycota; Kickxellomycetes; Kickxellales; Kickxellaceae
Exons: 3
Coding region: 90-872 (260 amino acids)
Source: RefSeq, a predicted model, not a curated record